AUGUUUCGGUCUUUCAGCUAUGCGCCGUCCGUGGCGCUGGCUCUCGCGGCUUUCGUCAACGGCCAAACUCCAGACGUCCUUGGCCUCGCCAAUGGCUUCAUCGACUACGAAGCUGGUCAGGUCACUGGCCAGAUCGUUCGCGACUCCCAGACGCUCGCUUCGAUGAAGGUUGGAUCCGGCUUCGACUUUCUUCCUUCGGACUUCCUCGCAAACCUGACGCAUACCGCCUACGCCAACCAUCUUGGAGAUGUCAAUUUCCAUUACAAAGUCGCAGGCCGCGGCAACUGGACCUUGGUUGCGUCCGCCAAAGAUAGAAAGGCCGUCACAGCGCUGAAAGAUCUUGCUCCUGGCGUCCUCGCCGCCGCUGAUCUUGCCCCUACGCUCCCUUCCGGCAUUCCUCUCAAAGUCACCAGGGAAUGGCUCAAGGAUGGCGAAGGCCUCGCUCUCCGCGUAAACCUAACCAACACUGGUAAGGACGAUGUUGAGCUCGGAUCGCUCGGCCUGCCUGUCGCCAUUAACAACAUCUUCUCCACCCGCGAUCCUGAGAACCUUCAGCAGCAUUGCUCUCUUGCGGACCCAUACAUCGGACUCGACGCCGGAUAUGUUCGUGUAUCGCCAGUUGUGGGAACCGGAAACGCUCUAGUCGUUACACCCCUUGGCAAAAGUCCCCUUGAAGCAUGGAGAUACGUUGAUGAGCCGGAGGGAGACUUUGGGUACGGUUCGCAGACCUACGAGGCCACCUAUGAGUGGACGAUUCACUCUCAAGGCUGGGCGGACGUGGAUUGGGAAGGUGCUGAUUCCUGGAACAAGCCCACGUCGAAGACUUUGAAGGCCGGUGAGGCGUAUUCUGUCGGCCUCAGGUUUUCAAUCGCGGAAAGUAUCCAGACCAUUGAAGAUGCUGUUGAGAAGGCGGGCAUUCCUCUCGCUAUUGGUCUUCCGGGAUAUGUUAUUCCUUCCGAUCUAACUGCCCGUCUGUAUCUCACGCACUCAUCCCCAGUGAAGUCCAUCGACAGCGCCGGUGCUUUCACAAUCAAGCAAGAUGAGGCAGCCAAGGGCUCUCCCUACCUGCUCACCCCCGAGAACGGUAGCUGGGGCAGAAACAAGGUCACCAUCACCUACGAAGACGGCAAGACGCAGGUGGUCCACUACUACAUCAUCAAGCCGGCCACGCAAACUGUUGCGGAUAUGGGCCACUUCCUCACCACCGCCGCCCACUUUACUGAUGAGAAGGAUCCCUUUGGCCGAGCCCCCUCCAUCAUGACGUACGACCGCGAGGCCAACGCCAUCGUUUCUCAAGAGUUCCGUUCCUGGAUUGCGGGACUGAGUGACGAAGGAGGUACUGGUGCGUACAUUGCCGCUGCCACCAAGCUCUAUAUCCAGCCCGUCAGCCGAGAGAUCGAGGUCCUGGACGCGUUCGUUCACGACACCGUCGUUGGGACUAUUCAGCCACCAGACUCUUUCGCUGUCAGAGCUAGUACGUUCUACUAUGAGCCUGGCAAGAUCGAUUUCCAGUAUGCUUCCGGCCCGGAUUACAGCAGCUGGAUGACUUGGAACAAGGAGAGAGCGUACACGACCACCCGUGCGUACAACUACGUUCACCCCGUUAUCGCAUACUGGACCAUGUAUCGGGUGGCAAGGGCCCAUCCCGAAGUCAAGACCCGCUCUGACUGGACCUGGUACAUCAACCAGGCGUUCAACACCGUCCAGCACUGCCUGAGCAACAAGACGGAAGGCUGUGAUUACGGUUUGACCGGCCUCAUGGGCGAGACUGUUUUCGGCGAAUUGCUCGAGGAUCUCAAGCGCGAGAACAUGACGCAGGAGUUCACUGCUCUCGAGGCCUCCAUGAAGUAUCGUGCGGAACACUGGGACAGCCAGGCUGUGCCGUUUGGAAGUGAAAUGGCUUGGGACAGCACCGGACAGGAAGGCGUCUACUACUGGACCGACUACUUCGGCCUGGCAAAGACCGCGACCAAGGCCAUCCACAGCAUCGUGGCCUACAUGCCCACUGUGGCCCAUUGGGGAUACAACGGCAACGCCCGACGAUACUGGGACUUCAACUACGGCGGCAAGCUUCAGGGCAAUGAGCGCCAGAUCCACCACUACGGAUCUGGCCUGAACUCCCUUCCUCUGCUGCACUACUACGAGAAGAACCCGACCGACUUCAACGCCAUCCGCGUCGCCUAUGCCGGAAACUUUGCCCCCCUGAGCAACAUCGACAAGGAGGGCUUCCCCUCCGCGGCAUUCCACUCUUACACCUGGAACCUCAAGUGGGAUAACUACACCGGCGACUACGGCCUCGGAUUCCUGGGUCUCGGCCUCGGCCAGACCGUGUACAUUGUCAACACCGAGAAGUACGGCGAGGUUGUCUUUGGCGGUAACGUCAUCGAAUCUAGCGACAAGGCUGUCGUCGCUGAGCCGAGAGAUGCGGUCCGCCGCCGGGUGUUCGUCGCCGACUUGGGUCUCAAGAUCUCUUUGAGCGCCGGAGCCAUCGACACCAUCACCUACGACCGCCAGGCCAAGACCGUGAAGCUGAGUGUGAGCGCUGCCGCCACGGAGGCUGCGUUGAAGGCAUCGUCCGCCAUUGUUUGGCUUACCGAGCCGGCGGCGAAGAGUGCUUCAUUCUCGAUUGCCGGGGCUACCAAGGCCAGAGGUGGAUUCCAGAUCGAUCUUUCGAGUGGAAAGGCCGAGAUCACUAUUGCGAAGCAGUAG
Colletotrichum truncatum is the source of this 2709-nucleotide messenger RNA. RefSeq lists its product as uncharacterized. The record is from RefSeq and is a predicted model, not a curated record. NCBI's taxonomy places the organism in Eukaryota, Fungi, Ascomycota, Sordariomycetes, Glomerellales, Glomerellaceae.